Physella acuta is the source of this 3324-nucleotide messenger RNA. RefSeq names its product protocadherin beta-14-like. Gene Ontology annotation, cellular component: plasma membrane; catenin complex. The record is from RefSeq and is a predicted model, not a curated record. Gene Ontology annotation, biological process: homophilic cell-cell adhesion; cell migration; multicellular organism development. NCBI's taxonomy places the organism in Eukaryota, Metazoa, Mollusca, Gastropoda, Physidae. Gene Ontology annotation, molecular function: calcium ion binding; beta-catenin binding; cadherin binding.
AUGGCUUUGUGGCUAAGUUUCAACAUUUUCGAGAAUUUAUUUUUAAACGUACUUUUAUGCUUAUGUUUACUGCUGGUACGACCAUCUAACGGACAAGACAAGAUUUACAAUUUUCUCGAGGAAGAACCGGAAGGGACGUUUAUCGGCAACAUAGCACGUGACCUAAACCUCGCGGCCCUGAUCCCACCGGAAGUCUUCAAGACGCUGCAGUACAGCAUCAUGCUCUGGGAAGAUGGUUCCCUCUUCAGGGUAGACAAGGACAACAGCGAUCUCUUCGCCAAGCUCCGACUGGACCGCGAGGCGCUCUGCCGGUUCGAGAACCAGUGUCACCUUGACCUUCGGGUUGUCGCACGUUCACGCAACGACAUCCGGAAAUACACGAUCGUGGUGAAUCUUCUUGACAUCAACGAUAACGCCCCUACCUUUAACCAGUCGAAAAUCGUCUUGAAAAUUUCCGAGUCUGUUACUUUAGGCGCGAAAUUCGCAAUCCCGUCUGCUACUGAUGAGGAUCGCGGUGAGAAGAAUUCGAUUCAAUCGUAUAGUAUCGAACCUCCAAGUUCUAUUUUCAGUAUCGAGUACUUCAAAAAACUUGACGGCACGUGCGACGUGAAUCUGGUGGUCAAUCGUUUGCUGGAUCGUGAGACCGAGAGCAGCUACACGCUUGUGGUUGUGGCGAGGGAUGGGGGGUCUCCGCCCCUCAACGCCUCGCUUGUCGUGGUGAUACAAGUAGAGGAUGAGAACGACAACGCCCCCCACUUCCCCCAGAAGCUGUACCGCGUGCAGGUCGGGGAGAAAACAGCCCCGGGCGCCGUGAUCCUCCCGCUGACGGCAUCCGACGACGACAUCGGCGUCAACGCCGCCAUCACCUACAGGCUCAGCGCGCACCAGGACGCUAAAAUCCGCGAGAUGUUCGCGGUGGGAACGCGGUCCGGGGUGUUGACGGCCAACGCCGCGUUAACCAGUGGCAGCUACACCAUCAUCGUGGAGGCGGUGGACGGGGGUGCGCCCGUGAAGAUCAACCAAACGGAGGUGCUGGUGACCGUCAUCGACACGGAGAACGACCCGCCGGUUAUUGCCAUUGACACCUUGAACGGCGACUCGUCCAGCGCUUUGGUUUACGAAGGUUCCAGCCAAGAUGCCAUGGUGGCCUAUGUGUCAGUGGCCGACCCGGACUCCAACGAAAACGGCGCCGUUUCCUGCUACAGUCAGAGCUCGUUCUUCGACCUCCGGGUCAUCGAAGGUCACGAUUACAUGGUCGUGGCGGUCAAACCACUCGACCGCGAGCAGACCCCAGAGUUCAAGGUCACGAUUUUUUGCGAAGACUCGGGUACCCCGCGCCUCAACGCCACCAAGACGUUCGACGUCGUUGUCGGCGACGUCAACGACAACAGCCCGGUUUUCGACAACGACAACAAAGACAUCGCCAUCGCCGAGGACAACGCCGUCAACGACGUGGCCAUGCUCAUCACAGCGACGGAUAAAGACGCGGGGGACAACGCCAAAAUUACCUUCAGUCUUCUAGACGAUUCCGACGGGUUUUUCCGCAUCCCGCCCGGCUCCAACGCCCUGCUCUGCGCCAGGGUGCUUGACCGCGAGACCAAGGACACCCACGUGGUUAAAAUCCUGGCCCGUGACGGCGGAACCCCCUCCAACUCUGCGACCGCCACCGUGACCAUAACCGUAACAGACGUCAAUGACGUCACGCCGCAGUUCUUCCAGCUCAAAUACACUUUUUUCAUCGAGGAAGGACUUCCGGCCGGCAGCUUCGUCGGGGCUGUCGCGGCUUUCGACCUUGACCUCAACGAAGGUGGACAGGUCAAGUUCUCUCUUCCGGUACCCGGAAACGAUAAAUUUCAAAUUCUGCCCAACGGAACCAUCAGGACACUGGCGCCUUUAGACCGCGAACUGCAGGACAUGUACUCGUUUAACGUCGUAGCGUCGGACAACGGACGUCCGUCCCUGAGCUCCCAGGCGGAGGUGCACGUCCUGGUGCGUGACGUCAACGACAACGCCCCCGUCUUCGUGUUCCCCAGCGCCACCAACAACAGCGUGACGCUGACCUUGCCCGUGGACAACAGCCGCUCGUUGGUCAGGUUACAGGCUACCGAUGCCGAUGAGGCUAAGAAUGGAGAGGUGACCUAUAUUCUACAACCCGGAAACGCGUCACAGCUGUUCCAACUGAACCCCAUGACGGGCGACCUCUACGCCGCCAAGACUUUUGGUAAAGCAGAAGUCGGGGACUACAACCUGACGAUCACAGCUUCUGACAAGGGCGAUAAUCCGCUCAACGUCACCCGCUCUCUGCUCAUGCACGUGCAGAUAAGUCCCGAAAUGGGGCGGGUCCACGGGUUUGAUACGAACGCCAUGAUUGCCGCGGGGCUGGUGUGCGGGACAGUGCUUGUCGCCGUGGUUAUCGUUCUUGUCGUCUGCGUCAUGAGGCGAAGGGACAAGGGGAAGCGACUGCGGUAUCUGGACAACAAGGGGGAGCACUUGUCUCCUCAAAGUUUGAACGCGGUUACGUUGGCAAACCAAUACAGCAAUCAAAAGGAAUCUAACAACAAUAGUGGCACCAGUGAUGUCAUCAAAAACACCAAACACCACGAAACACCAGAAAAAAGACCAGACUUUCCUGAGUUGACUGACCAGUACCAGAGACCAGCCCUACUGGACAUCCGCCAGGCCGUGCAGGGCGUGGUCAGUGGAGACGAGCCAGACCUGAACGACAAGGAACUCAACAGGAUGACCAGCCUCAGGCUGCAACAGGCCUUCCAACACAUCAGCAGCUUCAAAUCGAGGCUCAUCACACCCGCUGAUACAAGCAAGCCUUACGAGUGGCGGGAAAUCCAUAUUCCCGGGCCAGGCCACCCGGGCGACUUCAGCAGUCUGAGCUCCCGCGGGACAACCACCACCACCACCAACAACAACUACACCGCCGACAGCGGCGUGGGUACCGACGACGACACCACCUAUCUCCCCAAAGUUACCUCCCCGUCCCGCCGGAAAUCCCACACCCCGCCCAGUUACCACCAGCACCAGAAGCAGCACCAGCGGUUCUGCCCCAGACUACCAUCCGACCUCAGCGUCGACUCGACCCAGCACUCCAUCGCCUCGCUCCCCGGCGUGUUCAUCAAACACAGCAGCGAGACAUUUGGGUUCCGGCCCCUGAGCUCACGGAGUAGCGACUCCUACCCCAGUGAGACCAUCGACGACCAGUGCACCACCACUUCCGGUAGCUACAGCAUCAACAUGGACGACCAGCAUGGCGCCAAGCGGCCAUCUUUACACAUGGGAGAUUUCGGAUACAUACAAGACAUAUACGUUUAA